AUGCCCCAGGUUGAACAACAGUCGAGGACUGGACAGGGAGCACAGCACUUCCAGUGGCUAGCAAUAUUCGGCUUCACCAAAGGACGCGACCUGCCGAUCCUCUUCAUAGCGAUACUGUCGGCAGCAUGUUCCUCAGCUCUCGGUCCUGUGAUGGCUGUCUACACAGGCAAGUUCGCUGACGCUGUAGCUCAAUUCGGAGGAGGCUUGAUCGACUCCAGGGCAUUGCGCGAACGCACAACUCCUGUGGUGAAUGCUUUUGUUGUCAUUGGGUGUCUAACACUCAUAUUGUAUGGUCUGAUGUAUUCGUCCUGGUCAAUGUUCGGAGAGCAACAAGCGAGAAGGGUUCGAGAAGAGCUGUUCAAAACCUUACUAGAGAAGGAUUUGAAUUGGUUCCAGGAGCGUGAGGACGGUGUUGCGUCGCUCCUCACCCGACUACAGACCCAGAUCCGCGAAUUGCAGCAAGGACUUUCUCAGCCACUUGCAUUCGUCUUGCACGGUAUCACCGAGGGAUUUGUUGCAUUUGGUCUUUCACUGUACUACAACUGGAAGCUCACUUUGGUGGUGCUCAGUGGCAUGCCCGCCGCUGGACUUAUGCUCAGAUUCACAUCGGGUCGCAUACAACGUCACAUUCAAACGCAACAUGCUUCUCUGGCUCGAGCAAGCACAUCUAUCAACUUCGCUACAGUAAACAUCUCCCUUGUCAAAUGUUUCAACACAGGUUCGCAGGAGUCUUCCAAUUAUGCAGCUGCAAUCAAAUCUGCAGCGCUCUUUGCGCUCAGACAGUCUCGAUUGGCAGCCGCUCAAAUGGCGAUGCUGGCGGUGGUAUUGAUGGUCAUGUUCAUGAUAGGGUUUUGGUACGGUGGUAAAAUGGUCCAUGACGGUGACAGCAUGGCCGGCAAGGUCAUCACCGGAAUGUGGACAGCAUUCAUGGCACUAAAUGCCUUCCAAAGCGCUGCACCGCACAUUUUGAGUCUUGCCAAAGGGCAUGCGGCAGCAGUAGCUCUGCGAGAUCUGAUGAGAGUUGUAGAGCGGGGACAGCGGACCUCCAGCAAGGUGGACGGCAUCGUGCCUAAGUUGUGUGAAGGAAAAAUCGAAUUGCAAAAGGUCUCCUUCUCGUAUUCGACUCAGCCUGAUCAUUUGGUGCUUCGGGCGUUAUCCGUUACAUUCGAACCUGGGAGGUUAACCUUCAUCGUCGGUAAAUCUGGCUCUGGCAAGAGCACCAUAAGUAAUCUGCUCACAAGAUUUCAUGCUCCGAUCUCAGGGUCAUUAUUAAUUGACGGACACGAUAUUUACGAUCUGGACCUUACCUGGCUCCGCAACAACAUCACACUAGUGCAGCAGCAAUCCUUUCUCUUCAACGAAACUGUUUUUCGCAAUAUUGCGCUCGGACACCGGCGGCAUGAGCAGGUGACGUCUAGUCAAGCACUGGAAUGUGCUCGCCAUGCUUGCCUGGAGGACACAAUAUCAGCACUGCCCUACGGCAUCUACACGAAAGUUGGGGCCGGAGGCAAGGCACUUUCGGGAGGGCAGAUCCAAAGAGUGGCUCUCGCAAGAGCUAGACUGAGGAACACGCCCAUCCUGAUUCUAGACGAAUCCACCAGUGCUCUGGACAGCACAACGAGAAAGAUCGUCAUGGAACACAUACGUGCGUGGCGGGCCGGCAUGACUACAAUCGUCAUCACGCACGAUACAGACCUUAUUGAGAAGGACGACUACGUUGUGCUCAUGGAGGAGGGCAAAGUCACACCUUCCGAUGCUAGUCCGAGACUGCCAGAAGUCGAUCCAAGCUCGGAGAAGGCAAAGAACGACCACAUUCGGCCUGCAGGGCUGAAAUGGACCAAAGAGGCCAUCACACGGCGUGCUUCAUUCGAAAAACGACUUGAUGAUCUGAGUAGUGGCUCGUACCUCACCUCACCAAAGGCCAUGCGUAAUGCUUCUCGCAUGACUCUGUUGAUGGCGGGCAACACCUCUGCGGCGAGAGCUUCAAUGCAUGCCGCGUCCAAUGCUCGGCUUCCGGCACUGGCUGCAAAGGCUAGGCCUGAGCCAGUCGAUCCAGUACCAAAUUCAUCUCCGACUGCGUCAACGACGGAGGGGAGUAUUGAACUGCAGCAAGUCCCGACACUGAGCAGUAAGACAGCCAGAAUAGCCUCUUUAGCUGCCAAUAAGGACAUAGCACUUCCUUCACCGAGAUUGCUUGAGAAUGGCCCUCGAAGUAUCCGCGCAAGAUUCGGUGGUGGUAACUACCACAAACUCGAUGACGAUCAGGACAAGACGCAAUUCUCCCUCCAGAGAAUCUUCGCGACCGUCCUCCCCACCCUGGAUCGUCGAAAACGUACCUGGCUUGUUCUUGGUGCACUAGCGUGCUGCUGUCGCGCCGCCCUCCCAUCACUACUUGCAUACAGCCUGUCCAAAAUCUUCGAAACGUAUUACAUGGUCAGCGACUACGAAUCCAAAGCACUCAGGUGGUGUUUGGUUGUGCUCACAACUGCAGUUCUCGAUGGCUGUCUACUUUUCACCGGCACGUACCUCCUGGACAUCGCAGCCCGCCACUGGGCAGACCGCUUACGAACAACGGCCGCGCAUCGCAUCCUCCAGCAACCAAAAGCAUGGUUCGAAGAAGACGCAAACUCCACAGUCUAUCUCACAUCCGUGCUCGACCGCAACGCGGAGGAGAUGCGUGGCCUGGUCGCCCGACACGCGACAUCAGUGCUCAACGUCAUCAUCAUGCUCCUCGUCGCCGUGAUCUGGUCCUUUGUGCUUUCCUGGAAACUCACCCUUGUCGGCGUCGGCGCCACGCCUAUCAUAAUCAACGCUGCCAACGAUGCUCUUGGCGCAGUUUUUCCCGAGACAUUCACUGACAUCCGCACCGUUCGUUCUCUUACACUGGAAGGCUACUUCCACAAGAAGUACGCCAGUGCUACCAUCGCAUUGUUCGCUCAGGGUCGCCGGCGCGCAAUGUACAUGGGCUUACUGUUCGGGAUCUGCGAGAGCUCAAUCCACUUCCUGAUGGCCGUGCUCAUGUGGUAUUCUGUGCGACUGGCGUCGAGCUACGAAGUCAGCGCCACGCAGAUCUUCACCUCCAUGUCGCUCAUGUUCCUCACGUCUACACAAGCGGGUCUAGCGCUGUCACUCAUUCCGAUGAUCGCUAUUGCGACGGAAUCUGCCACAAGAGUCAUUCGAUUGGCGCAGCUGAAGGUACCCAAGGAGACACUCGAUCGGCCAGAGUCGGCAGCGACCAUCCCUCAACCGAAUCCACAGCCACGUAGCCAGACACCAGCACAACGCUUCGCAAUCUCAUUCAAUAACCUCACCUUCCACUACCCCACCCGCCCACACACUCCCAUCCUACGUAACCUGACCCUCAACAUCCCAGCCGGCACCAUCACAGCCAUAGUCGGCCCAUCCGGCAGCGGCAAAUCAACCCUCGCCUCCCUCCUCUUCAACCUCUACCCUACCUCCGACGGAACCAUCACCCUACUGUCCCGUCCUCUGUCCUCAAUUCCCGCAUCCGAGUUGAGCGCCUUAGUGACCCUAGUCCCACAACACCCAACCCUACUCCCCCACGCCACAAUCGCCGAAAACAUAACGUACGGCCUCUCCCCCAACGCCCACCUCACCUCUCUUCCCAACGUCCACCUCGUAGCCCAACAAGCCGCGAUCCACGACUUCAUCACCUCCCUCCCGCAAGGCUACGACACGGUGAUCAGCGACGGGGCUAACAGCGGUUGCGCGGGUGGCGGUGGAAUGGGGCUGAGUGGUGGGCAGAGGCAGAGGAUCGCGAUUGCAAGGGCGUUGGUUAGGGAAAGUAGAAUGCUGGUGUUGGAUGAGGUCACAAGUGGGUUGGACGGGGAGAGUGCGCGGGAGGUUAGGGAGGGGUUGAGGGCUGUUUUGCGUGGCGAUGGCACGGUCAGGGGUGAUGAAGUCAAGGGCAAAGGUAAGGGGAAAGCCAGAGAGAACCCGGAGGGCGGUACGACAAUACUGAUGAUUACGCACGACAUCGAGACGAUGAAGUGGGCGGAUCGCGUGGUGAUGAUGGAAGAGGGCUGCGUCGUGGAGGACGGAACGUACGAAGAGUUGAUUAGAAUACCGGGAGGGAGAUUUAGGGCGAUGAUGAGUUUGGAAGGGUGA
This is a messenger RNA of Cyphellophora attinorum, 4128 nucleotides long. RefSeq names its product ABC transporter B family member 6. The record is from RefSeq and is a predicted model, not a curated record. Gene Ontology annotation, molecular function: ATP hydrolysis activity; ABC-type oligopeptide transporter activity; ATP binding. Gene Ontology annotation, cellular component: membrane. The coding region runs from base 1 to 4128 and encodes 1375 amino acids. NCBI's taxonomy places the organism in Eukaryota, Fungi, Ascomycota, Eurotiomycetes, Chaetothyriales, Cyphellophoraceae. The transcript is spliced from 6 exons. Gene Ontology annotation, biological process: transmembrane transport.